CUCGGUAAGCUCGCACUCUAUAUAAACCUCUGAUUCACUCCUUUCUCCUUCUACCUCUCUUUUUCUCUGUUCCACAUCCAAAUUUUAAACCGAGAGGUUCUGGAAACACGAUCGAGAACUCGCGAAACGGUUUUGUAGAAUCUGUGAUCUGGCGAGCCAUGAAUGCUAGAAGAGACAUCCGUAACAACAGAGUUGCUCUUUUUGAUGGUAUUGAGGAGGGUGGCAUCAGAGCAUCAUCUCUUUACUCAUCAACUUCUUCACAUGAGAUUGAUGAACAUGAUAAUGAACAAGCAGUGGAUGGAUUGCAAGACAGAGUCAAUCUGCUGAAAAGAUUGUCAGGUGAUAUACAUGAGGAGGUGGAUAGUCAUAACCGCAUGCUGGAUCGUAUGGGCAAUGAUAUGGAUUCUUCAAGAGGAGUCCUCUCAGGCACUAUGGACAAAUUCAAAAUGGUAUUUGAAACAAAAUCCAGCCGAAGAAUGUUUUCGCUUGUAGCAUCUUUUGUGGUGAUUUUUCUUAUAAUAUACUAUUUAACUAGGUGAUUGGUCUUUCAUUCAACUGUCAGCUUUAUGUUAGAUCCGGAGGGAGGCUACUUUCUCUAUUACUGUAAUUAAUGUUUCUGCUACUUGUAAGAUGUUACGUUAUGUUUGUAUAAAGAUUUUAACUUUUUAAACAGGUAUUUAACACAAUAAGUAAUGUCCAUAUCUAGU
Gastrolobium bilobum is the source of this 707-nucleotide messenger RNA. RefSeq names its product bet1-like SNARE 1-1. Lineage: Eukaryota; Viridiplantae; Streptophyta; Magnoliopsida; Fabales; Fabaceae. The transcript has 6 exons. The coding region runs from base 159 to 539 and encodes 126 amino acids. The record is from RefSeq and is a predicted model, not a curated record.